UUAUUCUGAUAGGGAGGCGGGAAUCAGUCUACCCUGCAAGAACUGAAUUACUGUCGAGCUGCAAAUAAUUUCAAACUUGUAAAAAAGUCAAGGUCUUGUCUUUGCUGAGAGAAAUACACAAACUUAAGUCAAAUCUGACUUCUCUCACAUUUUCACAAAUGUGUAAUUUUUUGUUCUUUUUAAAUGUUACUUUAUGCAUUGUGUUGUAUGUGCACUGCAUUCAGCCAAGGAUUAGUUUUUGAAUUAAUGAGAUUUGUUUUCCUUUUUAAGGAGCCUCAUCAUCAGAUAUCAAAAUCCUUGGCAUCAGCAACAGAAAAUGGAGCCGAAGACCACCUGAUCAAACUAGCUAAAGACGGUACGUAUGUCGAGGCACAGGAUGUUGCAGGAACUGCUGAAAUGCUCAAGCUGGAUUUGAUUGUGGUGAAGAGCACAGAUGAUGGAUUUAUGGUAGUGAUUAAUAAGGGCAAUACCGGUACCAAGAGCGGAUGUCUCCUGCUAGGCCUCUUCGAUGAGCAUUACAUAAGCUUGAAAUCAUAUAAGGAUCGACGAGCAGCGCCACUAGCAGAGGAUGAGGAAUUUGACUCUCAAGGAUCAUAUCAGGAUCGGCCAGCAGGUGUUGAAGCUGAGCCUAUAUAUCAGGACCCAGCUCAACAAUUAGAUCCCCGCUUGUCAGUCCAACCCAAUCCCAGCAAUAAAGCCCAACCUCAGCAAUCGCUUCCCCCAGACAGCCCGUCAGUCAAACCCAAGCCCGGCAAUAAUUACCAAACUCAGCAAUCGGGUCCCAGCUCGUCUACCCGGCCCAAUCUCGACAGUGGAGCCCUUUUGCAACCUCAACAAUCGGUUCCCGGAUCACCAAUCGAACCCCCGAAUCCAGAGUUUUUCAAGUCUGUAAAGUCAUUUCAGCCCUACAAUCAAUUGGAUUCUAGCCGGCCAAAUCCACCCGAGAUAAUUAAUUCGGAGGAAGAAAUGUAGUAUCCAAACGCCACUUCAUCUGUUAUGUACAAAGCCAAUGCAGAGUCAAGAACACUUUCAAAGUAUUGCCUAACAAAAUUGGAAACGUUUCACAGUCCGAGAUUCAUGUAUUUUCAACAAUUUUGCAAUGACCAACCAUCAUUUAGAAGAUAUGAUAAAAAAGUGGUGUCAGGAUGCAACAUUCUUUUCAAUUUGGAAAGCAGAUCUGGCACUGGAAGUAGCGACCAAAGAAACUGAUCAUCGGUUUUGAGUAAUGUAUAAUUCCCUUCGUGAUCGCUUUAGUUUCCUUCUGAAUUUUAACAACCUGUAGUGUAUUCCUCCAAUGUCUGAAAACUGCCACUUUCUUAAUCAUGCAUCAUCACUGUAAUUAUGUUCCAUUACAUGUAUUCCCUCAUUUACUCUAUUCAAAGGGUACACUUGGAAAAUUAAAAAUUAACCGCCUUAAAUGACCACCUUCCAUAAUCUUUUUAAUUCAGGUGAAAUUGAACAUUGUGUGUGAAAAUUGUAAACGAAAUGUAUUUUUGUACUAUUAACUAAUGGUUAAAUUGUCUUAUUUUAUCAAAUAGAAUGUAACAUUAAGUGCCUAAUAUAUGUACAUUAUAAUAUACUCCAUACUUUUGUAUAUUUAGAAUUUAAAUUGCAAAUCUUCAGUUUUUCUCUCUUUUUUCAUCAUUAUAUUUCGUGGUUUAGAAUUGCAAUUGAUGUAUAGAUGUAGAUAUUUUUUACUUGUUAAUAGUGCCUUAAUUGUGCCUUAAUAGUGCAUUAAUUGUGUGAAAUGAUAUUUCGAAAAGCAGGUGAUAAAAAUGUGAUUAUAUCGACAUGGAUGCCAUUCUAAUAACCGCAAACAUGAUAAAUUUGCAUCUAAAUCUGAAUGUGAACGUAUUUUAGCGAGUUGAGGUGAACUACAAAUGAUUCAUUCUAAAGAAAUGUGUGGAAAGAAACUAAAUUUUACAAGUACUGAACUUUACAACUUCUUACAUAAAAUUAGAAUAUAAAUAAAAAGUAGUAUGAAUAUAAAUGAAAUAUGAAUAUUUGUGUUGUGGGCAAAAGCCAUUUCUGAUCACCGUGGGUCGGAUAUUAAGAAUAUUGUAUAAUAUUUGUUAUUUUUUUAACACAUUCUUAAAAAAAAAAUCUUGGAUUUGGUCACAAACUGUAAUGGAAACCGAGCGGUUCAACAAAAGCAAAAAAUCCACAGAUCGCUUUUAUUUUGUCUACAAAUUGCCAGGCUUGCUUUUCCUCUGUAUGGACUUUGAAAUAAGGUCAAUUCAAUUUCAAUUAUAAUCGCGCUCGAUUUGGUAUUUGCCCGCGUGUAAUAUUUAAAACAAAUACUAGUACGUGGUUUGUCAAUAUGGAAACUAGUGCCGGAAAUAGAUAAGUACUAGUCUAUGUAGAUAUAGAACUUAAAUAGGAAUGAUUAAAAUGGUCUGAACAUGUUUUUUUUCUUUCAUUAUGCCAUAUUUACAAGCCAGUACUGAAAUGUUGUACGCUAUUGUUUUCUUUUUAAGCUCAAAGGAGCAGCAAACUCUUAUAAUUGAGAUGUGUUUGUUUUGCAUAGAUUUCUUUGGUUGCCAUAUUUUUAAACUUAAACUAUAAAUUUAAACGUUGGGGAUGAGAGGGGGGGGGGACGGGGACAUGCGAGUAAUUUUGUCCCGGUCCAAAGUGUGACAUUUUCCCCUGAUCUUGUUACCGUUUUGUUUUUUGUUACUUUGUCAUUUGCCAUCUAAGUAUCAAAUUAAAAGAAUGACUGCAAACAAUUUUAUUAUUUUUAAAGUUUGCUUUGCUAAUGCUUGCUUGCUAUUCAUAAUCACUCUGGGAAGACGAUUGGAUGAAGGAGUGCAUCAGAAUAUUAAAAUAAUAGACGUCAGUAGAAUUACAGUAAUGUAGUUGUCAAGUUUGAAUAAUACAACCUCAUAAUAGCAAUGUACCUUUCUCUCGUUAUGUGUGAUGAUUAUUGAAUGUUGUUGAUUGCCAAGCGCGCGGUCAUGAAGGACUAUAAUGCAUCUAUACCUUUAAGGAGAGAUUACAUAAGGCCUGUGAAAUGGCAAAACAAUGCUGACAGCUAGAGAGGCAAGACAACCUGCUAUGACGAAAGUGUCAGAGAAAGAGUUUUAAGCCAGCAAAUCAAGUUGUACUCCUAAGGGAAAUAACAAUUGCAAUUAACAGGGACGGGAAUAAAGUGUAGAAAGACCUAUAACCACAA
Patiria miniata (bat star) is the source of this 3172-nucleotide messenger RNA. RefSeq lists its product as uncharacterized. Lineage: Eukaryota; Metazoa; Echinodermata; Asteroidea; Valvatida; Asterinidae. The record is from RefSeq and is a predicted model, not a curated record. Bases 184 to 972 code for a protein of 262 amino acids. The transcript is spliced from 5 exons.